Molecule: messenger RNA, 3535 nt
Organism: Pseudovirgaria hyperparasitica
Lineage: Eukaryota; Fungi; Ascomycota; Dothideomycetes; Acrospermales; Acrospermaceae
Product: antiviral helicase
Exons: 3
Coding region: 119-3295 (1058 amino acids)
Biological process (GO): RNA catabolic process; maturation of 5.8S rRNA
Cellular component (GO): nucleus
Molecular function (GO): RNA helicase activity; ATP binding; RNA binding
Source: RefSeq, a predicted model, not a curated record
CAAAAUAGGCCAACGGAAUCUUGAGCAGCGACAUAGACCCCUGCAGCUACUCUGCACAGCUGUCAAUUCUUUGUAGGCCUUUUCAGCCUAGUACUACCAACUUAUUUAUAACGCAGCAAUGGACGACGAGCUCUUCAAUGUUUUCGACGGCAAUUCUAAAGCACCAACAAGUUCGAAACAGAAAGAAAGCAAGAAGCGGAAAGCGAACAAUGACUCGACGGCUCUAAAUGGAGCGAGCGUGAAGAAGGCAAAUCAGAUUGAACAGAGCGAGGCUGCAGAAUCUACAAGUCCAAAGCGACAACGAAGAGACACAGAAGCCGAGCCACUGGUCACAGACACUUUCGAAACUGAGCAAUUACGAGAGGUUGAGGCACAUGCUGGUCUUCAAGGACAGCAGGAAUCUGGUGCAGUAACAUUGUCGCAUCAGGUUCGCCAUCAGGUCGCCCUACCCCCAGAUUACGACUACGUACCCAUUUCCGAACAUAAAGCUCCCGAGACGCCAGCAAGAACCUGGCCAUUCACCUUGGACCCCUUUCAACAAGUCUCGAUUGCAUCCAUUGAACGUAAUGAGAGCGUCCUAGUGUCAGCGCAUACUAGUGCUGGAAAAACUGUUGUGGCAGAGUAUGCGAUCGCACAAUGUUUAAAGAAUAACCAAAGAGUCAUCUAUACAAGUCCUAUCAAAGCCUUGAGCAACCAGAAGUAUCGCGAGUUUAUGGCUGAAUUUGGCGACGUUGGACUUAUGACGGGCGAUGUCACAAUCAAUCCAACGGCAACAUGUCUAGUUAUGACAACAGAGAUUCUGCGCUCGAUGCUGUACCGUGGAUCCGAGAUUAUGCGCGAAGUCGCAUGGGUGGUAUUCGACGAAGUACACUACCUGCGAGACAAGUCGCGCGGUGUCGUGUGGGAAGAAACCAUCAUACUGCUACCCGACAAAGUUCACUAUGUGUUCCUCUCUGCCACCAUUCCCAAUGCUAUGCAAUUCGCAGAAUGGAUUACAAAGACGCACAAUCAACCAUGCCACGUAGUAUAUACGGAUUUCAGGCCUACCCCACUUCAGCAUUACCUUUUCCCAGCCGGUGCCGAUGGCAUACAUCUCGUAGUCGACGAGAAGGGUACAUUCAGGGACGAGAAUUUCCAAAAAGCCAUGUCCUCCAUCGCUGAGAAACAAGGAGACAAUCCUGCGGAUGCUAUGGCCAAACGCAAAGGCAAAGGCAAAGACAAGAAGCUCAAUAAAGGCGGCCAGCAGCAAGGACCCUCUGAUAUAUACAAGAUUGUUAAGAUGAUUAUGAUGAAGAAUUUCAAUCCUGUUAUUGUCUUUAGCUUCAGCAAACGCGAUUGCGAAAAUUACGCGAUCUCGAUGAGCGGUCUGGCGUUCAAUGACGAAUCUGAAAAGGCUAUGGUUGGUAAGGUUUUCGACAGCGCCAUAGAGGCACUGUCAGAAGAUGACCGUAAAUUACCACAGAUUCAACAUAUUCUUCCGCUCCUUCGCCGUGGUAUAGGAGUUCAUCAUUCUGGGUUGCUACCAAUUCUCAAAGAGACUAUCGAGAUUCUCUUCCAGGAAGGACUUAUAAAAGUGCUCUUUGCUACAGAGACUUUUUCCAUCGGCCUCAACAUGCCUGCUAAGACAGUGGUCUUCACCAAGGUUCGUAAAUUUGACGGUGUGUCAGAGCGGUGGGUGACUCCAUCCGAGUUCAUUCAAAUGUCCGGACGUGCCGGACGAAGAGGCCUUGACGAACGAGGUAUUGUAAUUAUGAUGAUUGAUUCUCAGAUGGAUCCUGCUGUUGCAAAAGAAGUCGUACGGGGCGAACAAGAUAAACUCAACUCAGCCUUCUACCUGGGUUACAACAUGAUAUUGAACCUAAUGCGGGUAGAGGGCAUAUCCCCAGAAUUCAUGCUGGAGCGCUGUUUCUACCAAUUCCAAAAUACAGCCAGUGUUUCUGGAUUGGAAAAAUCUCUUCAUCGGCUGGAAAGUGAAAAGGCUAGUAUGGAUAUCCCAGACGAAAACACUGUUCGUGAUUACUACGACUUACGGCAGCAACUGGACAUCUACACGCAAGACAUGCGCGAUGUGAUCACGCAUCCGAAUUAUUGUCUUCAGUUUCUUCAAGCUGGGCGCCUUGUAAGGGUGAAAUACAAAGACUACGACUUUGGAUGGGGCGCAGUGGUCAAUUUCAUGGAGAGAAAGCCCGCGAAAGGCGAAACAUUGACUUCCCUCAAACCACAACAGACCUAUAUCAUUGACGUCUUGCUUCAAGUCGCAAGCGAUGCGAACUUCUCGACAGCGGUUGUUGACGAUCUCCCUCCAGGGGUAAGACCUCCAGACGCCGGGCAAAAGGGAAAGAUGGAGGUUGUCCCUGUCCUUCUGUCUUGUAUCGACUCAAUUGGACAUUUGCGAAUAUUCUUACCACAAGAACUCAGAUCCAUCGAGCAAAGAAAUCAGGUUCGGAAGGCUUUGGAAGAAGUCAAGAAGCGGUUCCCCGACGGAAUCGCUAUACUAGACCCUAUAGAAAACAUGGGCAUCACGGAUGACUCUUUCAAGAAGCUUCUUCGAAAGAUCGAGGUUCUAGAAUCCCGACUCCUCUCGAAUCCACUACACGAGUCGCCGCGUUUGCCAGAGCUGUACGAACAGUACGCGUCGAAGGUAGAGCUGUCCAAAAAGAUCAAGGAAACCAAGGUCGAGAUAACGAAGGCACUAUCGGUCAUGCAACUUGAUGAGCUCAAGUGUCGGAAACGGGUCUUGAGACGCAUAGGAUUUAUCAACGAGUCUGACGUCUGCCAGCUCAAAGCCCGUGUCGCCUGCGAGAUCAGCACCGGGGAUGAACUGCUACUGAGCGAACUGAUGUUCAACCGCUUCUUCAACGAGUUGACCGCCGAGCAAUGCGCUGCUUGUCUUAGCUGUUUCAUCUUUGAGGAGAGAAGCAAGACUGAGAUAAAUCUGCGUCCCGAGCUCGCAAAGCCAUUUAUGGAAAUUCAGGCGCAGGCCAAAACUAUUGCAAAGAUAUCACAGGAAAGCAAAUUGACUCUAAAUGAGGAUGAAUAUGUAAAGACGUUCAAGCCCGAGUUGAUGGAGGUAGUCUUUGCGUGGACCAAGGGGGCAACCUUCGCUCAGAUAUGUAAAAUGACGGAUGUGUACGAGGGCAGUCUUAUACGUCUCUUCAGAAGGCUUGAAGAGUUACUUCGUCAAAUGGCGCAGGCAGCCAAGGUUAUGGGAAGUCCCGAUUUGGAGAAGAAAUUCGAACAGGCGCUCGAAAAGAUAAGCAGAGAUCUAGUUGCAGCAUCUUCAUUGUACUUGUAGAAGCAUUUUAAAGGCGAUGCUCCGAUGGCUCAUACCAUUACAUUUCUUGUUGGAACGUCGGAACUUGUUACUUUGGCUAGCAAUUCAUACUGUAGAGUCUAGGCGCGUAGGAGGUCUGUGAGUGUGGUCGCCUGGGAGCUGGAAAUGCCCUGCACUGCCACAAGCGCACCCCUAUAUUUUCUCGCAAUCUGAAGUCCCGGGUGAUGGGAUUGUACCGUCCCAUACUGUCCCAUAUUGUCC